AUGAACCUCAAGACUGAGAGCCUAUUUUCCUCCGCAGACAAAAACAACCGCCAUGCUGUCCUCCUCUCCGCCACCCAUUCUCUCUAUAAAUCCAACGGCCCGCACUCUCACACACUCACUCACUCUCAGUCUCCAAAAGAUCUUCAAAAAAUAAUGGAUAUCUGGUCGUGGAUAUGCGAACUCCCCAACUCGGCCGAUCUGGACCUUCCCAACUCAUCCCUCACCUUCCAACUCGCCACCAACACCGACUCGACUCAUUCCAUCCAUCUCCGGGCCACCCCGGACUCAGAAACCUCCAAUAUCACCUUCUCCAUAUGCCUCGACAACAAUCCCCACCCCGUCUGGUUAUCCAACACGUGUCCCCUCUCCUCAGACAAACCCUUUCUCCCCCUCCUCCUCCAGCUCCUCCACGAAAUCGCGUCCCGUUCCCCCACCUUCUUCCCCCAACCCCACCUCAGCCGCCUGAUCAGACCCGAGCCCGUCUCGUGGGCCCUCGACUCCCACUCACCCGAAUCCUUCUCCUCCUUCUUCACUCUCAUCUUCCUCACGCGCCUCUUCUGGCUCUGCGCGUGCGACUCCCCACCCCAAUUCGGCUCCCUCUACUUCCACUCCCUUCUCUCCCCCAAUCUCGCCCUCUUCUCGUCCCGCCACGCGCCCGUCCUCACCAACUUCUUCCUCUCGGCCGGCGCUGACGUGGAGCUCUGCCUCGCCCGCUCAUUCGGCUACGUCCUCGCCAAGUGGUUGGUUCUUCGAGACAUCGAGACUAAAUCCCCCUUCUCCCAAAUUAAUCUCGGAUUUUCGUACUCGGUCGAGACUCACGGGCUGUGGAUUCUCAAAGCGUACACCCCCGUGAGGUCCAUGCGGUCGACCCGAAUAGUUAAUGCUCGGGACGCCCUUCUGAAAUACGCCCUGGCACACCAGCAGCUGGAGGCUGUGGUCCAGUUCGAUUACGCGGUCGAAUAUUUCGAGAGCUACGUCCACGUCACCGCCCGCCUGGACAACAUCAGGAUCCACGUGGCGAGGUUGGGGUACAAGAGAGAUGAUGAUGAUGAUGACAGCGGCAGUGACCUCAUCGACGAGAAGCAUUUCCCGUCGAGGGUGAGGGUUUGGGUGGGGCCGGAGGUCGGGGCGGGUUACGUGGGCGGGCUGAGUUUGGGCCGGUCCACGGAUAAUGUGGAGCGGGAGACGGAGGUCGAGAGGACUAUGAAGGGUGUUUUCGGAAAAACGAAGGUACCUGAGGUGAGGGCGGUUGCAAGGAUGUCGACCCGGACGAAGAUGAGGAGCUGGAGGUGGGACCAGGAUGCGGAGGGGAACGUGGCUAUUUUCGAGGNAAGGAGAUGGAAGGGAGUGUGUUGA
Striga asiatica is the source of this 1356-nucleotide messenger RNA. Lineage: Eukaryota; Viridiplantae; Streptophyta; Magnoliopsida; Lamiales; Orobanchaceae. The record is from the annotation of a GenBank genome assembly.